Messenger RNA from Mollisia scopiformis, 989 nucleotides. RefSeq lists its product as uncharacterized. The record is from RefSeq and is a predicted model, not a curated record. NCBI's taxonomy places the organism in Eukaryota, Fungi, Ascomycota, Leotiomycetes, Helotiales, Mollisiaceae. Bases 123 to 773 code for a protein of 216 amino acids. The transcript has 3 exons.
CUAUAAAGUUGUAUCCACCUCUUCUGACCGCGGUCAUCGAAGCGUCACCGACUUCAUUAAAGUGAAACUUUUAGUAAAGGACUUUAUCAUUGCCACAUCGCCCAUCUCAGCAACAAAGCACCAUGCCGCACAUCCAAGACCCAAAUACGAUGCCUGAAGAAGAUCCUCAAGUUGCCGUUGAGCGGAGAAACAAGAUUCGGAUUAAGAAUAGGAGAAAAUUAUACCUUGAUCGACAUCCCUCAUAUUUCACAUCACCAGAUCUUGAACUCACAGAUCCCUUACUAUACGACCGCUGUAUCCGACGCUUCCAAAGCGCGUCCGAACGUGAAGCGGACGGCAAAGCGAAAGGCUAUUCCGGGGUACUGGAAGCAGAUCUCUAUCGCUCAGAGGCUAAGCUUGCUGCUAUCAAAGCCCAAAAUCCUCCAAUCGCAGAAGCAUCCUCUUCCAAAUCACCAGGUCCGGCAGUGGCUGCAGUACCUUUUGUCAGCUAUGCACGUGGCGAGAAUGGCGAAGUCCUGCCAGAAGAGGAAGAUGAGGUUCCGAAGAAUAAAGAAGAGGGGCUUGAAAGGUGGAAGUUUGUGAUGACUCUCAAGUUUUUGAGUGGAGAGGAUCAGGAUUUCGAUUAUACGACUGUGGAUGAGAAUGAUGAGUGGGAUGCAGUGGAAAGAAGAGAGAGUGAGGAGAGAUGGUUUGACGAUGAGGAGCCUGAAUGGGUUGCCGAUGAGAGCGAAGGUCCUUUACACGGCGGAGAGACUGGUAUUCAAGAUUUUUGAGGCCGGCUUUUGUCUAGAUGACUCUCCUGUCCAGGAUGUUCAAGACGAACUUCGACACGACGGACAUCGUAUCAUCACAACCUACCUACUAUGCCACUUCGAAGUGCGUCGUUGGAAAGUUGCACAUACAUCAAGAUCAGGCGAUCUGGCAUUCCAAGAACCGACCGUGGGAUAACCUCUUGAUGUUGAUUUAUUCUAAUUUUCUGAACUCCACCG